GCGCGUGCUCCCCGUGUUGCUAAGCUAGGCAGGCAGCUGACGGAGUGGUGUCUGUUUGUAUGUAUGCCUGCAGGGAUCAUCGGAACCAUGGUCACCGGCGGCGACGGCAGCAAGCUUCCGGACCUCAGGGACGUGCUCUCCUUCUCCUUCAAGUUCAUGAAGCAGGACAAGAAGGAAGGCUCGUCCAACGCCUCGCCGCAGAACGACCUCUUGUUGUCUCAGGUCAACUAUCUCAGGGAUCAGCUCCAAGCAUUGUCCCGUGAGGCUCAAUGCCCGCAGAUUAUCAACGUCAAUGGUGGACCAGGCGCUGGUGCUUAUGGUUUAACUUUUAUUGCUGUUGGAGCCAUUGGCUAUUUAUACAUAAGAUGGAAGGGAUGGAAAAUUUCUGAUAUGAUGUUUGUCACCAAGCGUGGCUUGGCUGAUGCCUGCAACGUAGUUGGCAAACAAUUGGAUCAGGUUUCGGAAAGUGUUCAUGCUUCAAAAAAGCAUUUGGCUGGAAGGAUCGACCGAGUCGAUUGUAGUCUAGAUGAAUGCCACGAAAUUAUUGAAGCCACAGGGAAAGAGGUUACAGUAAUACAUGGAGAUCUAAGUGCCUUUCAGGAGGAAAUACAAUCAGUUCACCAUGUUGUCCGCACUCUGGAGACAAAGCUUGGACGCCUUGCAUAUACUCAAGAUCACACAACACGAGGAAUACAUGAGUUAUGUGAGUUCACUAAAAGAUUGGAUCGGAGUCCGAAAGCCGAUACUCUUAAGGUCACAGCAUCAACUCCUCUCCCUGCAAUCGAGUCUUCAGAAGGAAUUACUAGGACUGCUUCGUUGCCGUCAGGUUCAGAACCCGUGUCUCCUGUAGCUCAAUCACCUAGAGCAGAUCCACCUAAGGUUCUGCGUUCGUCUACAGCCAUAUCAGCAUCAGGACUGAGUAUGCUAGCUGGAACUACAGCAAUACCUAAAAGGGCUGUGAUCAACCGGGCAACUUCGAUGAAGGAAGGAGUGCCGACCCCCGAGGCGCCAAAGGACACUUCAAGCACAGCAGCAACACUCAAGAGACCUGUUUCGAGUUCGAGCCGGUUCGGUUUCCUGCGGGGUUUCGCCAGCUGAGGGACAGGCGAACGAAGAUGAUAUACUACAUAUGGCACUGCCUUGCUGUGGUUUGUGCCAAAAGACAGCACGACAUCCCAGUAACCUUUUUUAUUACUUGUAACAUUUAUCUAUCUAUCCAUCUAGCUAGAUAUGCAGGGCAGGUAAGUUAGUAGAAAAACAUGGCAGCCGGCAAAGUAAGGGGAAUUUGCUUUGCCAGACAAAUUUUUGUAGAAAGCAAAAUAUGUAUGGCGGAGAUACGAGGGGUGGUGAUAUGAUGGCAAGAGAUGCGUUAAGUACACUGUCAUUGUACACUGUCAUUUACUCGCAUGGUUAAUUUUGGUGAAGCAAGGAUGAUGUAUACGAGGUUUCUGAUCUCGAUA
Triticum dicoccoides is the source of this 1460-nucleotide messenger RNA. RefSeq lists its product as uncharacterized. NCBI's taxonomy places the organism in Eukaryota, Viridiplantae, Streptophyta, Magnoliopsida, Poales, Poaceae. The transcript has 13 exons. The record is from RefSeq and is a predicted model, not a curated record. Bases 64 to 1098 code for a protein of 344 amino acids.